Molecule: messenger RNA, 1542 nt
Organism: Camelina sativa (false flax)
Lineage: Eukaryota; Viridiplantae; Streptophyta; Magnoliopsida; Brassicales; Brassicaceae
Source: RefSeq, a predicted model, not a curated record
AUGGCGAAUCGACCACAUCUGUAUUGGCUUCCUUGUGCAGCCCACUGCAUAGAUCUCGUGUUGGAGGAUGUAGGAAAACUUCUUAUGGUAAAAUCUGCAAUCAAGAACUGCAUCUACAUGAACGACUACAUCUAUAGUCACACUUCUCUUGUGAAUAUGAUGAGCAAAUUCACAAACCAAGCAAAUCUACAUAGACCAACAGUUACUCGGUUUGCUACAUCAUUCAUCACACUUGCGCAGUAUCACAAGCAAAGGAAAAACUUGAGGAGUUUUGUAACUUCUGAAGAAUGGAAUGAUUCAAAGUGGCCAAAGGAUUUAGGAGCAAUGAAUGUGAAAAAGUUCAUCAUGAGUGACAGAUUUUGGCACAGCGUGUUGUAUGCACUGAAGUUGACAGGUCCUCUACUUAAGGUUCUUAGGUUGGUUGAUGGAGAGAAAAAACCAGCUAUGGGGUACAUUUAUGAAGCCAUGGAUAGGGCUAAAGAGUAUAAUCUAGAGUCUGGGGUCAACUGUGAAGAGGUUGUGAAAGGUCUCUACGAUGUUCUUGAAAGGUUGGUUCUUGAACUUGCAUCUCAAGAUAAGAUAGACACAGAGUUGACGGUGUUUAAAAAUGCUGAAGGGCUCUUUGGGUUUUCCAUGGCGAAAAGACAAAGGAAGUUAAAAGCACCAACUGAGUGGUGGUCUUCUUAUGGAGGAUCUACACCAACACUUAGAGACUUUGCUAUUAAGGUUCUUAGUCUCACUUGUAGUGCAACUGGUUGUGAGAGAAACUGGAGUGUGUUUCAACAUCUCCAUACCAAGAAAAGGAAUCGAUUGGCUCUAGAACGGUUGAAUGAUCUGGUGUUUGUUAAGUACAAUCGCACUUUACAACGCCGUUACAAGCUGAAAGACACCAUUGAUCCAAUCAUCUUAGAAGAUAUUGAUGAUUGUAAUGAGUGGCUGGUUGGAAGAAUGGAUGAAGAGUCUACUGUUGAGUAUGAUCUAGUGUUUGAAGAUGAUGAUUUAACAUGGGAUGUGGUAAGCAAAGCAUCUGGAGCUAAUGAGCCUAACUAUCUUACUAGAGCUAAAAAAACAUCAUCACAAUCGGCAAAUAGAGCUAAGAAAGGGAAGAUUAUAGCCUCAAGCUCCAAUCCUCCUCCAAGAUCAUCUCAAAGGUCUUCUACAACUCCACUGACUUUGAUAGAUGAAGAUGAUGAGAAUGAAAUUGAAGAAGACUUUACAGGAGGAGAUGAGGACACUCAAGUGGAUGUGGAAGAUGUUGAGUAUGAUGUUGGAUUGGUUGUUUCUUUGUUUUUUCAGUAUAAAGACGUAUUUGCAAUCAUUGAUAAGCAGUAUAAAGAUGCAUUUGCAGGAAUAAGUUUUGGUGUUGCUUUAUCCGAUACUAGCUUGGAUUGGCUACCUCCUCAGUCGAAAUGUCCACCUCCUGUACAAGAAUCAGCUUUGUUUUUGACGAGCCUAUUUGAUAAGAAGCGAGAGGAUAUAAUCGUAUUGAAGAAUGAACAAGAUGAGAGAGAGAAAGAAGAAGAAGCCAUAUCAAAAACAUGA